Molecule: messenger RNA, 6024 nt
Organism: Dama dama (fallow deer)
Lineage: Eukaryota; Metazoa; Chordata; Mammalia; Artiodactyla; Cervidae
Gene: EPB41L1
Product: erythrocyte membrane protein band 4.1 like 1
Exons: 25
Coding region: 202-5022 (1606 amino acids)
Biological process (GO): cortical actin cytoskeleton organization
Cellular component (GO): cytoskeleton; plasma membrane
Molecular function (GO): actin binding; structural molecule activity
Source: RefSeq, a predicted model, not a curated record
AGGGAGGGAGCGGGCGAGCUAGCGAGCGAGCGGGGCGUUUGUGCGCAGCUCCAGUGCGCCUCGGAGCCCGCCGGGCGGCCGCCGGACACACAGACCAAGGACAGACAGCGCCCGGAAGCCGCGCCGCCGCAGCCAGGUGCCUGACUGCCGUCCUUUCGCCCGGGGAGCUGGUGUGGUCGGAGCCUGGGCGUGCUGGUCACCAUGACAACAGAGACAGGCCCUGAUUCUGAGGUGAAGAAGGCUCAGGAGGAGGCCCCGCAGCAGCCUGAAGCAGCCGCCGCAGCAACCACCCCUGUGACCCCCGCGGGCCACGGCCAUCUCGAGGCCAACUCCAAUGAGAAGCAGCCGCCCCAGCAGGACGCUCGGCCUGCAGAACAGAGUCUAGACAUGGAGGAGAAGGACUACGGGGAGGCCGAUGGCCUGUCAGAGAGGACCACGCCCAGCAAGGCCCAGAAGUCACCCCAGAAGAUUGCCAAGAAGUACAAGAGCGCCGUCUGCCGAGUCACUCUGCUCGAUGCUUCGGAGUAUGAGUGCGAGGUGGAGAAACACGGCCGGGGCCAGGUGCUAUUUGACCUGGUCUGUGAGCACCUCAAUCUCCUGGAGAAGGACUACUUUGGCCUGACCUUCUGUGAUGCCGACAGUCAGAAGAACUGGCUGGACCCCUCCAAGGAAAUCAAGAAGCAGAUCCGGAGCAGCCCCUGGAAUUUUGCCUUCACAGUCAAGUUCUACCCUCCUGACCCUGCCCAGCUGACAGAAGACAUCACAAGAUACUACCUGUGCCUGCAGCUGCGGGCGGACAUCAUCACGGGCCGCCUGCCCUGCUCCUUUGUCACGCACGCCCUGCUGGGCUCCUACGCCGUGCAGGCUGAACUGGGCGACUAUGACGCCGAGGAGCACGUGGGCAACUAUGUCAGCGAGCUCCGCUUCGCCCCUAAUCAGACUCGGGAGCUGGAAGAAAGGAUCAUGGAGCUGCACAAGACAUACAGGGGCAUGACCCCAGGAGAAGCAGAAAUCCACUUCCUAGAGAAUGCCAAGAAGCUUUCUAUGUAUGGAGUAGACCUGCACCAUGCCAAGGACUCUGAGGGCAUUGACAUCAUGUUAGGAGUCUGUGCCAAUGGCCUGCUUAUCUACCGGGACCGGCUGAGGAUCAACCGCUUUGCCUGGCCCAAAAUUCUCAAGAUCUCCUACAAGAGGAGUAACUUCUACAUCAAGAUCCGGCCUGGGGAGUAUGAGCAGUUUGAGAGCACGAUUGGCUUUAAGCUCCCGAAUCACCGGUCAGCCAAGAGACUGUGGAAGGUCUGCAUCGAGCACCACACGUUCUUCCGGCUGGUGUCCCCUGAGCCCCCACCCAAGGGCUUCCUGGUGAUGGGCUCCAAGUUCCGGUAUAGCGGGAGGACCCAGGCACAGACGCGCCAGGCCAGCGCCCUCAUCGACCGGCCCGCGCCCUUCUUUGAACGUUCUUCUAGCAAACGGUACACCAUGUCCCGCAGCCUUGAUGGAGCAGAGUUCUCUCGCCCAGCCUCCGUCAGUGAGAACCACGAUGCAGGACCAGACGGCGACAAGAGGGAGGAGGACGGCGAGUCUGGAGGGCGGCGGUCCGAGGCUGAGGAGGGAGAGGUCAAGACCCCCACCAAGAUCAAGGAGCUAAAGUUCUUAGACAAGCCAGAGGACGUCUUGCUAAAGCACCAGGCCAGCAUCAACGAGCUCAAGAGGACCCUGAAGGAACCCAACAGCAAACUGAUCCACCGGGAUCGAGACUGGGAGCGGGAACGCAGGCUGCCCUCCUCGCCUGCCUCCCCCUCCCCCAAGGGCACCCCUGAGAAGGUCAAUGAGUCCCAGAGGACCCAGGACACCUCUCAGCAGGACUUGGCACCUGAGCCUGGGACGGCCGUAGGCUUGGAAGUGUUCACUCAGAAAAGCCUCGCAGCGUCACCUGAGGGUUCAGAGCAUUGGGUAUUUAUAGAGAGAGAGUACAUUAGGCCAGAAGAGCUCAGUCUCCUAAAAGUGACCAGCACACAACAGGAAGGAAGCGACUCAAGCCUCGCCGGCAUCCUUGCUGAUGGCAGACUCUCCAAGGUAGACAUUCUGCUGGACAAGUUCAAGGUGGAAGUGGCCACAGAAGAAAAGGUGGGAGCCAGAAGAGCAAACACCCAGAGAACAGGCAGAAUGAUCGCGAGCCCUGAAGACUUCGAGUCCGUGUGGGAGGAAGCCCUCUGGGUCAGGGGAUGCCCAGAAAGGGCUUCUCUGGCUGCAGGCUGCACCCCAGCAGGAAGGCUCCUGGAGGGCUCCCAGUUCAGGGUGGAUGCUGCAGAGGUAGCGGUCAGGAAGCCCCCGACCUCCCAUGAUCAGCUGGAGGGCCCGGCAGACCUGAGGCAGGAGCUGGAGGAGUUCCAGGCUCGCAGAAGACCCACUGCCCCGGGCAUCCAACCCGCAGAGGUGGAUGUGCCCUCUCCAGCCUCCGAAGCAACAGGACUCCGGUCGUUUCUUCUGGACCCCGCCCACACAGAAGCCAGAGCUGACUCGAGUGACGAAACUGACACUUCCUUCGCAGAGAGAAGCUUCUGCUUCAGCUACGGAGAGAGAGAUGCUGAAGAUCGAGUCCUCCCUCCACCCCUGGAGGAGAGAGAAGAGCACGUAGAUGUCCCAUCCGAAUGGGAGACCAGGCGGAAGCUGGUGGAGGGUCUCACGGAGAGAUUGGAGCUGGACUCCUCAGCCCCGUGGGGCUCUGCUGCUGUUGGGAACAAGCACCAUGGGGGUGUCGCCCCCUCGGCUUCCCCAGAGGAAGAGGCAGGGCCCCCCAGGAACCACCGACCAGAGGACCUGGAGGUCUUUGUCGAGCAGCUCGGAAAGGGACCUUCUCCAGGGCUGACGUUCGCUGAGGAUGGGGACGCAGCUCAGUGUGGGGUGGAAGGAGAGGAUGCUCAUGCCUUAUCCUCAGAAGCUGCCGAGGAAGAGGCCCCCAGGAGUGGAGAUUUGAUGGGAAAGGCUGAGAAAAGCCCCACCGGAGAAUGGAACCACUCACCUCACAGAGGAGGGGCCGUGCGUCCAGACCCUCAGGUCUUUGCCCUUCCGUGGGCCAUCCCUCCUGGCGAUGUCGGGAAGCCAGCCAGGCCGGACAGAGGCAACUUCCUGCCCGAAGAGAGGGGACCGGUUCACACCCAGAUAGGAGAACCUGCAGCAGAGGACAGCAAGGUCGCAGCGUUCCUUCAGAUGGAAGUGAUCACCCCGCUUCCUACCUCCCCCCUUCCAUCUGCGGCUCAGAUUUCUCCAGAGGGAACUUCUCCAAGCUCAUCCUCCCGUGGGUCAGGGGAGCCUGUGCAGCUCAGGGACCCUUUUGGAGAACAGCCCCCUGUGUUUCUCAGAUAUGCCCAUCCUUCUAAAGAGAGCCCGGAGCCCAAGGACCAAGUCGAGCUGGCUGUGACCCCGAUGGAUGGAGGGGAGCGCAGGGCCCCUCCUGUCGCCAGCAGGAAGCCUAGAAUCAUCUCUGAAGAGGCCGAGGGGUUGGUGUUCCCUGCAGGGAAGCACAGGGAGACCCCCUCUCUCCAGGCUGGGGGUCAUGAGGGCUCCUUGGAGGAUAUCAGCAAGACCUCCGUGGCCAACAAAAUCCGCAUCUUUGAGACCCAUGGAGCUGAGACUCGCCGGACAGGUCUGGGAGAGACCAGGGCCUUUGCCCACGAGUUGUCUUCAGAGGCCUCCACGGGGCAGGCAGAGCCACAGCGGAGUAAGCGUUUCGACCUGGGAUGUGUCCAGUUCCAGCCCCUGGGGGAUUUGGCUAUCCCCACAGUCACACAGCCUUCAACGAUGCCGCCAGCUCCCAGCCGCUUCCAGGAGGGUGUCUCUACAUCCUUCCCUCGGGAAGGACGCGAGGAUGUCGAGCUCGUGUCCAGCAAUCCAGGCUGUGAAACCACACUGGAGGAAGCCCCUGGGGGAACUGGCCACAACAAAGCCGGAGACGCGGUCAGGCAAGAGACGCAGGUCACCAGCUUAGCGGCGAACCCCCCAGGAAAGGGGGGGCACCUGAGAUUCGCCAGCCCCCUGGGCCCUCAGAGAGCAGGGCUGAGGGAGGGCUCCGAGGAGAAGGUCAAACCGCCACGGCCCAGGGCCCCAGAGAGUGACACGGGAGAUGAGGACCAAGACCAGGAGAGGGACGCCGUGUUCCUGAAGGACAACCACCUGGCCAUUGAGCGGAAGUGCUCCAGCAUCACCGUCAGCUCCACGUCCAGCCUGGAGGCCGAGGUCGACUUCACGGUCAUCGGCGACUACCACGGCAGCGCCUUCGAAGACUUCUCCCGCAGCCUGCCCGAGCUUGACCGAGACAAGAGCGACUCCGACACCGAGGGCCUGGUGUUCUCGCGGGAUCUCAACAAACGAGGCCCCAGCCAGGAUGACGAGUCCGGGGGCCUGGAGGACAGCCCGGACCACGGGGCCUGCUCUACCCCGGAUAUGGCCCAGUUCGAGCCCGUGAAAACGGAAACCAUGACUGUCAGCAGCCUGGCCAUCAGGAAGAAGAUUGAGCCGGAGGCUGUACUGCAGACCAGGGUUGCCACUGUGGACAACACCCAGGUUGAUGGGACUGCCCUAGGAGGGAAGGAGUUCCUCACAACUACUCCCUCCAUCACCACAGAGACCAUAUCAACCACCAUGGAGAACAGUCUCAAGUCCGGGAAGGGGGCAGCUGCCAUGAUCCCAGGCCCACAGACGGUGGCCACGGAAAUCCGUUCUCUUUCUCCGAUCAUCGGGAAAGAUGUCCUCACCAGCACCUACGGCGCCACCGCGGAAACCCUCUCCACCUCCACCACCACCCAUGUUACCAAAACUGUGAAAGGAGGGUUUUCUGAGACAAGGAUCGAGAAGCGGAUUAUCAUCACCGGGGACGAGGAUGUCGAUCAAGACCAGGCCCUGGCUUUGGCCAUCAAGGAGGCCAAACUGCAGCAUCCCGACAUGCUGGUAACCAAAGCCGUCGUCUACAGAGAAACAGACCCAUCCCCGGAGGAGAGGGACAAAAAGCCACAGGAAUCCUGACCUCUGUGAAAAGAUGCUGGCGUUUCUGGUCCAACCCAAGCCAGAGAACCAUAAAGAAGGGGCCUUCAUCCUGGAUUCUCCGACUCAACACCGACGUCCCAGCUGUGACGUACUGUCCCUGAAAGAGACUGGGAAAGGAAAAGCAUAUAUAUAUAGAUAUAUAUAGAUAUAGAUAUAUAUACAGGAAACACCACGUCCUUGCACUGCUGCCGGGGCUGGCCGAGCAUUCGGCCGACAGCAACAACCAACAUCUGUACGCCUACAUUUCCUUUGCAGACAAAUUGAAGAAUUGGUGGGAUUUUCCAGGAAACAAACAAACAAAAAUUAUAACAACAGUAAUCCCUUGCUCCCCUCCCCACCUCACUUUGAAGCCCUGCAGAACAACUAAGGCAAGCCAGACCACGCUGAUUGUAGAAGUACAAUGCCACCUGGGUCUACACGUUCCCUUCAGUGGACAAGCAUCCCAUUUCUUCUUUUCCUGCGUCUGUUGCCCACUCCAAUGCAAAGGAAAACACUUUUGCAGCCAGUUAGAGAAGCUGCAGCAGCAAGACAUGCCCCCGUCAACCGUUUUCCAAGAAAGAAAAAUCCCCCAUUCGGAAAGGAGGAGGAGGAACACUGGAUUCUUAUUUUUGGGGUCUUGACACUGGGCUGCAAAAUCCACCUGCCUUUCUUCCACCUCCUUUCCCCCUCGACUUUCACACGUCUUGUUGUCAUUUUCUGUCUGGGUUCCCUCCUCCCUCUCCCCCAUCCCACUCCCCUCACCCUCUGUGUCCUGGUCCUGCCGAGGGCCACUGCAGAUGACUCUCACUGGAAAUGAGAAAAAGAAAAGAAAAGCAAGAACGUGAAACCAAGCCACAGGAGGUGAAGUAGACAUUGUAUGUUUAUGGGUUCUCAUUAUGAAGGUGCCGCUUGUAGGAGAUUUGUAUGGAUGUGCUUUUAAGUUAUGUAUAUUACAUAUAACAGGAAACAAAUAUUAAAAUAAACAGUGCUGGUAAGUAUGAA